Messenger RNA from Bactrocera dorsalis (oriental fruit fly), 460 nucleotides. RefSeq names its product cecropin-1-like. The record is from RefSeq and is a predicted model, not a curated record. Bases 93 to 284 code for a protein of 63 amino acids. The transcript is spliced from 2 exons. Lineage: Eukaryota; Metazoa; Arthropoda; Insecta; Diptera; Tephritidae. Gene Ontology annotation, cellular component: extracellular region. Gene Ontology annotation, biological process: defense response to Gram-negative bacterium; antibacterial humoral response; defense response to Gram-positive bacterium.
UCAUCAGUUUCACUUCAAGUGUUUUAAGAAGAACAAUAACUGCUAACUAUCAGCCAAUAAAUCUAUAUAUUGUACCUCGAAUUCGAAUCAACAUGAACUUCAACAAAGUCUUCAUCUUCUUGGCUGUGAUGUUGGCCAUUUUCGCCGGCCAAACAGAGGCCGGUUGGCUCAAGAAGAUCGGCAAGAAAGUUGAGCGUGUUGGCCAGCAUACCAGAGAUGCCGCCGUUCAGGGAAUUGCUGUGGCGCAACAGGCCGCCAAUGUCGCUGCUACUGCGCGAGGAUAAUUAUUAUUAGUUGCCGAAAAUAUAUAUUAUAAUAACAGUUUAUACAGUUAUAAGCUCAUUUUGAGCUAAAAUUUUAUGGCAUGAAUUUAAAUUUUUUUUUAUUUAUUUUUGAAAAAAAAAAUUAUAUUAUUAAGUUGAGGAAGAAAUUUCGAAUAAAAAUACUUAAAAAAAUAUUA